Lytechinus variegatus (green sea urchin) is the source of this 3439-nucleotide messenger RNA. Its product is annotated as pre-mRNA-splicing factor 38B-like. Lineage: Eukaryota; Metazoa; Echinodermata; Echinoidea; Temnopleuroida; Toxopneustidae. Gene Ontology annotation, cellular component: precatalytic spliceosome. The coding region runs from base 136 to 1269 and encodes 377 amino acids. The transcript has 8 exons. The record is from RefSeq and is a predicted model, not a curated record.
AAGCACCAAGCUAUGGCGCCCUCAACGGUAAUUAAUAUGUUCAUAUCCGAUAUCGAACGGGCGACGAUUGCGAAGAAUCAGCAGACUAGCCAGUGAGACUUGAACCCUUGAUAGAACUCCCCGACAGUGUGUACCAUGCCACCAAAGAACAACACACUACCCCAAUGGGGGAACCAGCAGUCCAUGAACCUGAACCCGCUGAUUCUAACAAAUAUCCAAUCAUCACCGUACUUCAAGAAUGAUCUCUUUAAACUCAAGACAUACCAUGAGGUCAUUGAUGAGAUUUACUACAAGGUUUCUCAUCUUGAACCUUGGGAGCGAGGUAGCAGGCAGACGUCAGGACAGAUUGGGAUGUGUGGAGGGGUGCGUGGAGUCGGAGCAGGUGGCAUUGUUUCCUCAGCGUACUGUCUCCUUUACAAAUUAUAUACAUUGAAACUGACUCGCAAGCAGCUGAAUGGUCUACUAACACAUUCAGAUUCACCGUAUAUCAGGGCAUUGGGAUUCCUUUACAUUAGAUACAGUCAACCACCUCAGGAUCUAUGGGAUUGGUAUGAAGAAUAUUUAAAUGAUGAGGAGGAAGUUGAUAGCAAAGCUGGUGGAGGAAACUGUAUCACCAUCGGCCAAAUGUUGAUGCACUUCUUAGUCAAAUUGGACUGGCAUUCAACUCGCUUUCCUCGUAUCCCAGUUCCAGUCAUGAAGGAUAUAGAGAAUAAGGUAUCGGCAUGGCAGUACGCUCAGCGUCAGAACAACCCAGAAGAAGAAGGAGGAGGAGGAGGAGGGGAAGCAAUGGAUGAUUAUAAUACACAAGAUGAUAACAAUGAAUGGACAGCAAACGAUAAGAGAAUGGAAAGAUUCCAGGAUGAAAGAAAAUCUAGCAGAGACCGAGAUGAUGACAGCCAUAGAAGGGACAGAGAUAGACAUCGAGAUCAAGAUAGAGAUCGAGAUCGGAAUCGGGAAAGAGAUCGAGAUAGGGGGAGUAGUCGUGACAGUCAUAGGGACAGGUCCCGCAACAACAGCAGAGAUCGUUCCCGCGAUCAUGACAGACACCGCGACAGAAGCCGAGAUCUCGACUUUGAUACAGCCCUGCGGAAGGAACGCGAACGACAGACGAGAGAUCACGCCCGUGGAAGCAGCCGGGAUGACAGACAUCGACGAUCACGCAGCAGAAGUCAUGAAAGGAGAAGGCGGAGCCGCUCCAGAGAAAGGAGAAGGAGGUCUCGAUCACGAUCACGUGAUCGUCAUCGCCAUCGAAGCCGGGAUAGGAGAUAACAUGUUCUUUUUUUGUUUAAUAUGUAUGAUAUGUAUACAUGUACCUGUUAUAUGGCCGUAAGCCACUCCUUUUUAUAAUCAAAAUUCAUGUGUAUAUAUUUUUUGUAACAAGUGCACAUGUCCUGCUUAAUUACAAUAUUGUCUUGUUUGAAGACUUUUUAUACAAAUUUUGAUAACAUCAUAAAAAAGUAAUAGUAGAGCAAUAUUGACUGGCCUCGUGGCGAUACGACAUAUAUCGCCUAAACUAGAUUUAUAUCGCCGGAGUUGUAGACGAGGGUGAUAUCAAUUUAGUGAGGGCGAUAUGUGUCCUUUUGCCCCCAGGCCAGUCAAUAUUGUUAUUAUUAACCAAAUCAGACAUCUAGAGCAAAAAUCAUUAAAAUUCAGAUAUUUCAAAUCUUUAGAAUGAGAAUCUAGUUUCUCAUGUUGAGCAGACUGGGCGUCUGAACUUUACCAUUGUGACGUAAUUGAAAUGACGCGUCCCUGGCCUAGGGACACAGUAUCCAGCAUUGUCUCAACUUGAUUACCAUUAUGACGUAUAGCACUGCGCGGUUCAAGGACGCGUACAAAAGCUUGUAGAAUACCCGGAUGUUAGUGCUGCCUUUUGUUGCCCGCUACAUUUCCAUGAAUUUUCUCAUUGACUUUCCUGAGCGGACAAUAAAUUGGGCCCGUGGAUAAACAAUUGGAAUUUUAUUGACCGGCCAUUUGAUCCCAGUCUUGAACAGGCAACGAUGUUUUUCAAAGUUGCCCUGCUCAGAUGUCUGAUACGAGUAAUAAUAAAUAUUAGCGGCACAGCAAAGUAUUGACUAUCUCAAAAUAUUUGUUCAAUUUGUUGAGACAUUGAUUGUAAUGAACCUCCCCCUCAAAGUUGGUAUUUUUGUUUUAUAGUUUGACCCCCCAACAUAUUUUGCCGCUACACGGCCGCGCAAAAUGUUUUUACCGCGCAACUCGCUUUUUACUUCCAAGUCUUGCGCAUCUUUAGAGACCUUAUUUGGGUGUGCGGUUCCGAAAUUACGCAAUAUUUUGCAAGUGCAUGUCAGUCCCAAAAUUUCUCAAAAACUUGAUUACGUAUACAAAGUCAAUGCAAAUUUCGUUUUUCAUCCAAAAAUCAUAUAUGUAUGAUUAUUUUUACUUUUGUUGGUUUGGAUUUAUUUUAUGUUCUUUAUGAUCGCAAAAGGGUCCCCAACAAAGUUCAUUGAAAAAAGCAUUAAAAAACAAGGUUUGAAAAAACAAAGAAAUACAUGAGAAUUUAAUAAACAAUAAGAUACGUAGGAAAUUAAUUAUAUGUUCACCAAAAAGUAGCAUUCUGCUAGGUAUAUGAAGUGAGUUAAAGGUAAAAACAUACACAAAAAUUCCAAAAUUUGGGCAAAUUUCAUACACUUAUUUGCAUAAUUAAUAAAAAGAUAUAAGCAAUUAAUUUUUUGAAAAUUUUACUAUAAAGUCAUGUAGUUUACAUCCGGCUCUGCGCGCGUGCAAAUUUUUGCAGUGAUCGCGCAAUCAACGGCCGAGAUCUGAGGGGGGGGGGGCAAAUUGACCCCCCCAGUAUAUGUUGUUCUGAAAAAGCCCAGUUAAAGAUAGGGUUAAGGGUCAAGUAACAUAGUAUUUUAUCAUUAUAUGAAUGGUGUUUUUGUAAAUGAUUAUUUUAUAGUUGUUUUCAAAGUCAAGACUGCUUCUAAAUCCUUAAUGCAUUUUAUUGACUUGGUUCCAAACUUUAAAAACCUCUGCACUACUUAGCUUGUCUGUAUUUUAUAUCUUAUACAUUCCUAAGUAAAGAAAACAGGUUUGAACUAUGUCUGUACAGCGAGUUUUAUGUAAUCAUCCUGUGUUUUUGUAGCUUACAAAAUUCAGAGUCAAAAUUUAAUUGAGAAAGCCUGAAGCCAAAUUCUUAAUUACCACACUACAUUCAAUAUAAACUAAUUGUACAGAUCUACUUGCUAUGCCUUAAGACAAGUAAUCAGUUGAGAUUAUAUUUAUGUUAUAUUUCGUAAAUGACAACUUGUUUUUCUUCCUUUUCAAUAAACAGAUGUGGUGAGACGAAUCUCGGCAAGAUAACAAUAUUCAAACAUCAUGCUAGUAAAUUGGAAUUGGUAUGCUUGAAGUCGAGACAGGGAUAAUAAUAAUAAUAAUAUGCAAUUUCUUAUAUAGCGCUUAAUACAAAUGUUUCUAAGCGCUG